AUGGCUCUCCUGGUGGAUCGGCACGCAUGCAUCAACUUUCCGAUGCUGCGAGGGCACAAGGUUGGGGUUGAUAUGGGCAUGCUGAGCAGGUUGCUGGUGCCUCUACCGAGCCACAGGAGGCUCUUGGACAGCUUGGAGAAAUAUGUGUGGAGCAGGGAUGAAAAGGCCACGUACCCGGCCACCAUCGAGCCCAACGUGAGCUCUGCAUCCUUUGCCGUGAGGUUUCAUUCAACAUCCAACGAUGCAGAGAAGGUGCGACUGGACAUAUUGGAGCAAUGCAGAAAGAACCAAGUCGAGAAGAAGAAAGAAGUUGCGCAGAAACUUCAACAACACGAAGGGCUUAUUUCCUUGGCCGGAGCAAAGCAGAGCGAGGCCAAUGGCCUCUUUUGCCAAUAUACAAGGCGUUGGUGCAGCUACUACCAGCGCUACAACAACGAACAUGACAGCAGCUGCAGGAAGUGCUUGCUCCAAAGCGAAGCUUCCAAUCUCCAGCACGAAGCAGAGAACAUCAAAGUGACUUUCUAUGAGAAGCUUCUCCCUCAGUGUGAGGACAUGCAGCGGGCCAUCGUCUAUGACCUGCUUCUUCCGGAGAUGCUGGCGCUUCACCGUGAUGCCAUGUUCAUGUUGGCUCAGGUUUGUGUGCCACGAGACCUCACUCAGCGAGCCAAUGCAUCAUCAUGGAGGGAUGAUUAUGUUUUGAGUACUUGGCGUAAACACCUGGAGUUGAUCUCAGUUCUAGGCGCGACACGCCAGAAGUUUCAGUGCACCCAGCACAUACUGGAGCACACGACAUUCAUUGUGAACAACAAACGUGAUACAGUCCUCUUGCUUCACCAUCAGCCUGUGAAUGCUUCGUUGGUUUGGUGCGUGACAGAUCUCACAUUGCUAAAGACCAUGGAUGAGCCAUAUGUGUCGCUCCAACCUUUCAUUUUCUCCUGGGAGCAUGAUGAAAACAUGGUGAUCGCGGGCAAGUCAAGUGCGCAUCCAGCUCUCAACUUGCUUGAGUUUGAGGCAUAUGGUCAGCUGCGUGCAGGUAUUUCCCUUCAACUGCCGCGCUUGCUGCGUGCCAUUGAGCAGCGGACGUUAUCAUUUCAACGUCAGGGUGUGGUUGAUGUGUUGAAGGCAUUGUUGUGGCAAGCUGGGCCUCCAUCCAGGCAGAACAUUGCAUUGGAUGCUCUCGUGCCCAGAAUUGUAGCAGAGUCGGAUGACUGGCUCCGGAUGAAUUUGCAGAUUCUCAACACGGCUGACUUUGCUGAGAAGCUUUGCAAGCACAUGACCCGCCUCCUAAAGCAUUCAGAGGACAACUGGUCGAGCGACAAGGUCCUCCUAUGCAUCUGCCACAUUGCACGCUGCAUAGCCGAGCACUCACAAGCAGGCCGGGGCUCGGCUUUGCGAAACGUUUCGCAAGUGUAA
Molecule: messenger RNA, 1413 nt
Organism: Symbiodinium natans
Lineage: Eukaryota; Dinophyceae; Suessiales; Symbiodiniaceae
Source: the annotation of a GenBank genome assembly